Passer domesticus (house sparrow) is the source of this 5624-nucleotide messenger RNA. RefSeq names its product BTB domain and CNC homolog 1 (gene BACH1). The transcript is spliced from 5 exons. Bases 519 to 2819 code for a protein of 766 amino acids. The record is from RefSeq and is a predicted model, not a curated record. Gene Ontology annotation, molecular function: DNA-binding transcription factor activity, RNA polymerase II-specific; protein binding; RNA polymerase II cis-regulatory region sequence-specific DNA binding. NCBI's taxonomy places the organism in Eukaryota, Metazoa, Chordata, Aves, Passeriformes, Passeridae. Gene Ontology annotation, biological process: regulation of transcription by RNA polymerase II.
GCCUUUGCGGGGAGCCGGGGAAGGUCUGUUUUAGACUGUAAACAACGAAAUCCAAGUGCUGCCCGUCCUGUUCGGUGCGCCGAGAUCCUCGGCACGCUUUGGGAAAUGUGGUAAUCGCGAAAGAACAGUUACCCCCUUUAGCCUGACAGUAAUCCCAAAAUCAUCCACAACUCGGUCUUCCAAAUCCUUACUGAACUAAAAAAGGAGGGAGAAAGUGUUCUAGCAGUAAAGGUAACUGUAUGUGGAGUAAAUUUUGACAGACACGUUAAUUCGAGGCGCUUGAGGAAGGCAGUUUCUCUGUGAAAAACAUCUGGCUGCAGUAAUGGAGUAAUUGCAAUCCAGGAGCCCUGUAAAUUAAGGUGAUGCAGCACUCAGAAUGCUCUAGCAUACAGUGACUUAUUUCAUCUCAAGUAUUACACCAUACAGCAAGAAAAGAAAGGACUCUAUUCCUGUCAACAUGGUGUGAAGCACAGAAGCAUGCUUUCCACUGAGCCUCACACUGCCACCUGUGAUACAGAAUGUCUCUAAGUGAGAACAACAGUGUGGUGUUUGCCUAUGAAUCCUCAGUGCACAGUACCAACGUACUCCUCAGCCUCGAUGAUCAGCGCAAGCAAGAUAUCCUUUGUGAUGUUACCAUUUUAGUGGAGGAUCAGCGAUUUCGGGCCCACAGAGCUGUGCUUGCAGCUUGCAGCAGUUACUUCCUUUCAAGAAUUGUGGGCCAGGUGGAUGCUGAUCUUAUCAUCACCUUGCCGGAAGAGGUAACACUUAAAGGAUUUAGUCCUUUGCUUCAGUUUGCAUAUACAGCAAAACUUGUUUUAAAUAAAGACAAUGUGUCUGAAGUUUGCAAAUGUGCAGAAUUUUUGGGUGUACGCAACAUUGAAGAGUCCUGCUUUCAAUUUCUCAAAUUCAGAUUUUUGGACUUUAAAUUGGAUCAGCAGGAAUGUCCUAGGAAAAAGUGUUGCACACAGCGUUGUCAGAAAGCAAACCCUAAAACUGGCAAUGUGGAUGAUGGAGACCUAGAAAUAAAUGAUGAAGUAGAAGCACUUCUAGAAAAGGAAUAUAGUCAAAUUCCUGACACAAAGCCCUGUAAAGAUGAAGAAAAUGCUAAAUCAUCGCCUGUUCUCCAAAUUAAUGCCAAUCAAAACUGUGAUCCUGUACAUUUAGAAAGGGGUAAUGCUUCCAGCUUAUCUUCCCAAUGCCCAAAGUAUAGAAAAUUCCAGAAAGCUUUUGGAAAUGACAAAGUUAAUACUUCAGAGUCCAGCUCCAGUAUUAAAGAUGUUCAGGUACCACCAUUUGCAACUUCUCUUGAGAAGGAAAUACCUGAUAACGAUGGCAUACAAAAAGCUCAGGAGUGUGUGCCUAUGCAGCUGAUCUCAAACUGUGAAGAGACUCAGGUAGAAAUGGAAGAAGGGGAAGAAGGCAUUCACAAAAAAGAAGAGUCAAGGAGAGAUUCUGUAACUCGGAAUGUGUCAUGUCCUGUGGAGAAAAUGGAUCUUGCUGCUUUCCCCCAAAACUCUGCUGCACCUCAUGGACUCAAUUCUGUGUCUAUUUUACAUAGUUGUGAGCAAUAUGGUAACUUGAAUUUCAGUAGUAUGCAAAACAACACAGUCUUAGCUGAAAAAACUGUGUCAAGUACUGGAGCUGGAAAUGACAAAACUGAAAGUCAAGGUAACCCAUCUUCAAAGGUGGAUUUGUGCAUUAGGGAAGCCACUAGCAUCACCUCAGCUGGAGAUCGAAGCAGUGUGGAGAGAGAGAUAGCAGAACAGCUAGCACAGGGGUUCUGGAGUGAUGUUCACAGCACAGAUGCCUGUCAAAUGCAUUUACCACCUGCAGUUUCUAAAGAGUAUUUGGAGCCCACCUACUCGGGGAAAAAAUCAGAGUGUCCGUGGCUGGGGAUCAGGAUCAGUGAAAGCCCUGAACCUUGCUCUCAGCGAACUUUUACAACACUGAAUUCAGUCAAUUGCCCCUUUAUAAGCAACCUUAGCACUGAAGGAUGUUCCAGCACCUCUGAAAUAAACAGUGGAGAUUAUGUUCAGGGACAGCAACAAGAACAGUGUCCCUAUAACUAUGUGAUAAGUUUGGGAGAGGAUUCGGAGACUGACACUGAGGGAGACAGUGAAUCCUGUUCAGCAAGAGAACAAGAAUGUGAGGUAAAACUGCCGUUUAAUGCACAAAGGAUUAUCUCACUUUCCAGAAAUGACUUCCAGUCAUUUCUGAAAAUGCAUAAAUUAACUCCUGAACAAUUGGACUGUAUUCAUGAUAUCCGAAGACGAAGUAAAAACAGAAUUGCAGCGCAGCGAUGUCGCAAGAGAAAACUUGACUGUAUACAAAAUCUUGAAUCUGAAAUUGAAAAACUGCAAAAUGAGAAGGAGAAUUUGCUGAAGGAAAGAAACCACAUUUUAUCAACUCUGGGUGAGACAAAACAAAAUCUGACUGGACUUUGCCAGCAGGUGUGUAAGGAAGCAGCCUUGAGUCAAGAGCAAAUACAAAUACUUGCAAAAUAUUCUUCUUCAGAUUGCCCACUCUCAUUUUUGUUCCCAAAAAGAGAACAAACAGCUCCAUCUGAUAGUGAGCUCGUGGUACCAGCAUCUGUAGAACCAGCAAAUGGUGUUUCAGGUGUCACACCUACAGCUGAGCAGAGCUCCUGUUACCAGUGUGUCAAAAGCGUGUGUGAGGCCGCGUACGAUCAAGUGCAAGAGCUGCAUCCAGUUCCUGCCAGAGCAUUGGAGCAAACGUCGCUGGGGGAGCCCUGUGGACAGAGCAGUGGCAUCACAGACUUCUGCCAGCAAAUGACUGACAAAUGCACUACAGAUGAGUGAAUCUCUCCUUCCCAUUGCCAGCCCCUCGGCAUUGCAACGAGAAGUGGGAUUGAGCAUUAUUGGAAAGUAACUUACUAAGUGAGAGAGACGACAAAAGUUUAGUCUUUUGAAACUAUAUUGACAAUUACGUGGUCACCAUUAUUACUUGGCAAGCUUUGGGUUUGCUCUGUGUAGUUCCAGAACAUAAUUUGUAUGUGUCAGCCUUGGAGCUUUGUCUGUGUGGUGAUGCCAAGGAGGGUUCAGGAAAGCUGUUGGAAAGUACAAAUUCAUGCACAGGUGCUUAUUUGUGAGGAAGUUUUGUUCAUGUAUAGAGCAGCCUACUCUGAUUUAUGCCACAGUACUUAAUGUCACUCUGCAUUUUAAGGAAAGCCUCGUGACAGCUGUUAAUGCACAAUGACUUCUAUACCUGGAAUUCUUCUAAGGCUUCUUUUUUCCUGGUAGACAAACCUUAAGAAGCAUAUAUAGCUCUGUAAAUGUUCAUUUUGUACACGGGCUGUUACAUGACAGGAUGAGGAGAUUUUGAAAAGUGCCCUCUGGUAUAGCUCCUUGCUUCCUGCUGCUCCCCUCCCCAUCCCAGGGAAGACUUUACUGAAUUAAAGUAGUAGGCUACUACUAGUAGUAGUAGAAUUGAUUGGUAGUAGGCUUUUAUUGCGUAAGUGGUUUUGUCUUGUCAAUGUAGUACAGAAUUAAAAGAACUGGAGCAGCAGAGGUGCUGCCACAUAGUGCUCUCUUCUCUAAAUUUAGUGGGAGGAAUAACAACGCACUGUGGAAGGCAGACAUCUGAAACUGGUGCAGUUCUUGGAUGAGUGUGCAUUGGAUCCUCUGGCAUCUGAAUCCCACAGGCUUAUUAAAACUCACAGUUGUAUUGUGACUUCCUGUCCUAGCACCUUCAAGCUUGCUGCUUGUUUGUGGCAAGUUGGAAUCAAAGUAUUGUGAAAGUCUAAGGACAGACUUUUUUUUUUUUUAGGUAUUCAGGCGCCACAUUUUUUCUUUCAGUGCCUAGCUGCCUAAAGUAAGUUACAAAUAUUUGUUCUCUGAUCACUGGGACCAGUAAAGUUCAAUUUCAGAAUCAAUCUUCAGGAUACUUUAUGGCUAAACCUGUAGUAUAUUUUCAAUGGCUUGUGCUAUUAGCAUAGAUAUAUAAAAAGUUUAUUGAAGAAAUUAGCUGGAGUUACUUCCUUUAUUACUUUGUGAAGGAAAAAUUCAGCUACUGAAAAUAAUCCCCAUUUUCUAGAUUUUUACAUAGCAGUGGGUGCAUAUUGUAUACCAAUGAUGUUUUGUUAUUUAGAUGCUUUUCUCACACCAGAACUAAGUAUUGAACCUCACCACAGAAAACUUUGGGUUUGCUGGUUUACAAAACAUGAAGAAUCUUGUACAAGCCAGUGGAAUUCUUCAUUUCCUACCUCAGAAUGUGUAUUAGCUUUUUGUGUCUUUGUGUGCAUGUACAGUAGGCAGCAACUAAGCAACAGCCCUUGUAAAUACUGCUUUUCAGUUUUACCUUGCAGCAAGGCAAAACUUGUUCUUGGCAAGGCUCUUUUUUUCCUCUCCCCAGCAUCCAUAGGUAACAUAGCAUUAAUAAAUACAGUAAGCCACUUAUUUAAAACAAAAAUCUAAAAAUUAACAGAUUUCAACAGGACUUCUCAUAACCAGCACGCAACACAAAUGACUACACUACCUCACCUAUGGGACUGAAAGUUGAUUCAAAUCUCUAGUGAAUCCUUGGAUUUUCAUCAUGUAUCAUUACUUUUUUAAGGGAAAAAAUGUGCUGAUGGCGCAUAGCUUGUAUAAAUCACAAUGCUUGCAGUAAUUGAAAUUCAGAAAUAAAUACUACAUGGCAGACAUCAUGAUAAUUGGAUUGAAAUUCUUUUAAAUUACAUAAUUGAGAUAUGAUGAUCCUGUAUAUGUAUUACUUCAUGAAGCUCUCUGGGCUUUUUCUUCAGUUUCUGUAGAUUCCUGGUUAAUUUAAUCCUGUCUCCCUCCCAUGCUGCCACCCUGGGAAGCAUUUUGCUCUUAUGUCUCCAUUUUGUUUAAAAAGCAAGCCAAAAAGAAAUAAUAAAAAACAAAAUUCAAAGCCCAAACCUCUACUGUUCAUAACUACUAUCACUUUUAAAGCUGGUGAUAUUCUGAAAUGACGUGGACAAUGGCAUUGAAACAUUGUCCUAGUGGUGCACAUAGUUGGAAAUAGAAUUCCUUGGGUUAAGUCCUUAUUAUAACAAGGUGGAGCAUCUUUGUAGGGAAUGGCUUGUCCAGUGGCCCAGAGCCCUGACACACUUGGCUGCAGGUGUUGGAACACAAGGUCAGUGAUGGCCAAGUGUGAGUUGUGCUCCACUGCUGGAGUCUGGGCAUCAGCCACAGCCUGAGUUCCAUGUAGCUGAUGGUGGAGGGAUUCCAGGGCAGGAAUCAUGGCAGUCAUUGACCUGUGAUAAAAGUUAACAUCAUGUUUUUAAACCUGACAUGAACUUGAUGAAGUCUGAGGGUAGGUUUUUGCCUGACCAGCUGCAUCUAAUUAAUUUUUAAAAUAUUUAUUUAAUACCAUAGACCUACAAGUUGCAUGUUGACUUCUAUAAGCCUAUAUCAUCAACUUGCAAAUGUUACAAAUGAAUGACAAUUUUAUGAUACAGAAUUCUCAGGAAAAUGUUUUUUGGAGUUUGGUUUUAUUUUUUUCUCUUCCAGUAAAGAAAUAUUCGUUUUUGAAAUUGUAAAAUACUUUGUUAAAGCAUGUUUUAAAAUACUUUGAAUAGACUAUCUUAAAGCCAUAUGGGUAUGAUGGCAUACAGAUUGUAAAAUAAACAGAUAAUUACAACA